GGACGACGUCCUCGGGUAAUCCUUAGGCACUCUACGAGAUCUCCUAUGUGCCAUCUCCGCGUGGACACCGCACGAUCACGUUUUCGGACACCUGGGACUGCUGCACGCCGCCCGGACAAUCAUGGACGUUGACUGUCCGAUUGUUAGCCUGAAGCGAUCCAGUAGCGCGCCGAUGAUUAACGAGAUCAGCGCGACCAUGUCCGUUACCACGCCAUCGACGUCGUCGUCGAGGGAUUCUGCGUCGACUUAUAAUAUAUUCGCUAAUUCAACUCGUCUACGACGCUUUAGUACCAGUAGCCCUGGUAAUGUUCCUAGAUUGACACCACGUGUGAGUCAAUUGAGACAGGAGGAAUGCGUGGACGUUGCAGGCCGAGAAGCGGCACACGAGAAAGAAAUUCACAGUGCCAUGCAGAUAUCGCAGUCAUGGGAAGACCUCACUUUGGAGGCGGAAGGAUUGUCAUUUAAAGAUUCGGAGUCUCCCACGCAGCAGCUUAAUAAAAUGGAACGGCCAAAGAGGCUUUUGGAUCCCUUAAGUUUGAAUCUGUCUAUCACCGGCUCACCGCUGUGUUCUUCACCCUCCCCCACGAGAUCCGGAUUUAAUCAAAGACAAUGUUACUCUCCCGGUAUUCAUAUCUGGAAGAACAAUUUGUCUCCUAGUCCUACGAGAAAGGCGUUUGCCACGAGGCGCAGUUUGAGUCCUAUUGCGAUAAGGCCAAGCUGUUUGGGACCAGUCAAAAGGAAAUUUGAACUAGACGAAGCUGGAAUGGAUCAUUUACAACCGCCUGCGAAACGUACUUCCGGUUUACUGACGUCAGUUGCAUCCAGAUUGGAUGUACUGUCCAGCCCACUCCCAGGCACUAUCAGUUCCGUGGGCACGCCCGAAUCGUUAUCGAGCGUGGAUUCACCCAGUUUCUCUUUCCGGCCGGUGGACAGUCCGUCGCCGAUUCGCGUAGGUCCGAAUAGUGACAGCGACUCCCUAUCGGACGCGAGUAAUCAAAGCAAAUCGAUGGAUCAAGUUCGCGCCGACCAAAUUAGUCAGGACAAUCACAGAUGAACGUGAGAGAUUGUCUGACAUGCAAAAGCUCGGAGAUUCGACGUGUCACAUUGAACCUUCUUGGCAUAUCGAAUAUAAGGGAGAAGGUAUUCGGUGUCUCACACCGAAUCCAGAAAUCACGAGCAUAUCCUUCUCAUCGGCCUUCGUUAACAAAGGAAGGAUAGUCGUACAACAUAAAUUACUUGAAAUUUUAGUGCGACAUAACAUUUAAAAGAUAAGCAUCUCUAAAAGUGUCUCUUUCGAUGUACGAGUAAGCGUAGCGCCAACAGUGUUCUCUCUCUUUAAUUAUGCUAACCAUACAUAUCGGCGAAAGAAAGACGCUUUAUGUCCUCCCCCUUCCCUUUUCUGUAAUCUUAUCGUUCCAUUAGAUUUACUCCGGAGUGAAAUAUUGUACUCUCCGAGACUAGAAUGAUUUCUAUUUUCUUCUUUUUUUUAAGUAGCUAUAUACAAAUGAUUCUGUAUGUAUCAAUUAAUGUGUACACGAUAAUGCCCAUUUCCCCAAUCUAUUUGUUCUAUCUACCUUACUCGACCCUUGGCUCUUGUUAUCUAUUUUUAAUGUUUGAUAAGUGAUUUUUUUGGCAUUGGGUAAUUCUCUAUCCAGUGGCUGCAUAAUUUAUAAUUGAAACUAUUUGUUAUAUAAACGAUCAAAGUUGCGUAUUUAAUCGGCUCCGUAAUAUUGUACAGACACAAUUUAAUCAUCCUGAUGCCUUUAAUCUUUUUUAUUAUUUUCACCGAUAUAUCGCGAUGAGACUCGAGUUUUUAUCUUUGCGAGACGUUUGCGUUGAAUCGCAAUUUGAAUCUCCAGGUUCGUAUUCUUAGUGUAACAGCGUUAUGAUAGAAGUAGAAGAUUCCGAAAUUUUCCCUUAGAAUAGUAUGUUUAAAUGACGAUUACAUAAUAUAAAAAUAAUAUAUUUGAAAAAAGCGAGUGUAUAAAAAGAUACUCGUAAUCAUUCAAACAGGUCUCAGAGUCAUUUUUAAGGAAACGCUGUGGGAGUAUGCUACAUAUUCUCACGUUCAAAGAUCAAUAGUACGUUUGAUCUACUUUAUGAGAGGGAGAACCCGCAAACAUUGCCUGUUUUUCCGAGCUUUUGAACAUUGUCAGUUUGCCAGAAAACAUAUUUACGAUCGGAUGAAACUCGAGUAUCAACGCAUAUCAAGCAUUUAGUAAUGUACAUACACGCAAGAAUUGCUACUGUAACUCAUGAGAUAACGAUCUUGUCCUACGUAAAUAAUAAUGAUGAUAAUAAUAAUAAUAAUAAUAUAUAGACGCGUCUGUUUUAGAUUUCUCUGAUUAAUAUCGUACAAAUGGCUCUAUUUCUCUCUCUAGCGCUUUGCGAAUAACGACGUCAUGUAGACACUCCGCAAGAUCUUCCCUUUAUCUAAACCAAAGCAUAAAUAUUAAGUUGAAGCUCAUAUUAUAUUUAAUACUCUUAUCGUCCUUUCUUCUUCUUUCGUUUUCGGCGAGACGAAAUGUGCGAGAUCGAUCGAGAUCGUUUUUGCGCUUCCGACGAAAUGCAUCUCUGACCACUGCACAGUACGUUGUGAAACGUAUGCUUUUUUUAAGCUAGUGGAGCAUUCCAUGAGCGAUCUCGACCGAGUGUUACUUGAAAUAUAUGUUUUGUAUAAAUAUAUAUAAAUGUAGGGACAUUACAUGUAUCUGUAUGAAAUAUCAGGUUUCAGAAGAGAGAGAAAGAGAGUACAGUCAAUUGACGAUGCUACGAGAAUCUGACUGUGCCAGAAAAUAUUAUUAGUAUACGCAGAAAGGAUUGUUUAGAUCUUGUAUGCGUUUUAGCAUGUAUCUUUCGAACUUCCGCUCGCCUAUUAAAAUAAACUGAUGAUAGAUCAUGUCAUAUUUCAUUUUCACGCGAUGUGCGUUGAACGAUUUUUGUUACAUGUCCCAUGCGCGUAGACGUUAAUAAAAUCAUCCGUACAAAUUGUUUCAGUCGACUUUCGAAGUUCUUGGUACUUUUUCUAUUGCAUUGCGUUCCCCGCAAGACGCGGAUAUUGCAAAUAGAUUGUUGUGUGUAGUCUAUUUUUAAUAGAAAAUCGACGAUUCGUAAAAAUGUGAAUGUGAAAUGCUGUCUCUUGUAUAUGCCGAUUAUUAUAAAUUUUAGCGGAUAUAAUCGGAUGUGUAACAAAUCUCUAGCAAAAAAGUGGAUCUUUCCGAAACACGCUUAUGCUUCCUACAUCUAAGACUGAUAUCACGCUAGGCGUGUAUUAAAAAUGAAACUGUUCCUCCUCUCCCCCUACGUAUACUUUGAAUUUACAAUUAUGCCUCUCAAAUAUCUUUAUUAUAAAAUUUGUGCGUAAAGGAGGAUUAAAAGGUGCACUCGCGCAAUUUUGAGAGGAAUACACAGAAACAAAAAUUAUAGUGUCAAACUAAUCAUUGUCUCAUAUGUAAACAAGAAUAUAAAAUUUAAUUUAAAAAAUAUAAAAUUUAAUUAAACUGAUAAUUUUAAACUGUCUACUUGUUUUUUGCAUGAAGAAACUUUGUAUAGUUUUAUCAAGAAAAUAUAUUCAUUUUUAACAAUAACUUUCAUGAGUUGAAACGAAAAAAAAUAUUGGAAAUGAGUUCAGAAAAUUAGAAUCUUUUAAUACUAUUAUUAUCAAGACAAUUAUAUUGUGUUCUUUAACUAUAUUUAAUAUUCCCAUCAUUCUUUCUUCUUCUCUUAUACUAUAUUUCUCUGACCAUAUUGAAAUAUAAAAUCAUGUUUUGCUGAAAUUAAUUUUUUUUUUAUUUUAUAAAAUUUUACUUUCUUACAUAUGUGUGAGCCAAUGAUUGUUGCAAUGGUUUGAUAAUUUUUUUUUCUGUUUAUACAAUGUUUAUAUCAGCGAUGGUCUUAAUUCUUUGACUUUAUAGGAAUCAGAAGAAUUAAAAUAAUUUAAACAUCACAGGGUGUUUUAAACUAAUUAUUUUUUUGUCGAAAUAGAUGUUUUAAUUUAAAAUUUAAAGAAUUUAAUAUACUUCCUGUAUAACUUAUUUUUAUGUAAUACGCAUAAGAAAAAGUAAUACUGUAAUAUACAUGUUGACUAUGAGUGCGCUACAAGAUUCAUGUAAGUUCUCUAGUUGCGCAUUUCUUUAUAAGGAAAAUAUUUUUUUGUAGAAAAAGAAAAACGAAUUUGUUUAAAAUAAAAUUCGAUUCGCCG
Solenopsis invicta (red fire ant) is the source of this 4201-nucleotide messenger RNA. Its product is annotated as protein FAM122A. Gene Ontology annotation, molecular function: protein serine/threonine phosphatase inhibitor activity. NCBI's taxonomy places the organism in Eukaryota, Metazoa, Arthropoda, Insecta, Hymenoptera, Formicidae. Bases 122 to 1054 code for a protein of 310 amino acids. The transcript is spliced from 5 exons. The record is from RefSeq and is a predicted model, not a curated record.